Molecule: messenger RNA, 1968 nt
Organism: Zychaea mexicana
Lineage: Eukaryota; Fungi; Mucoromycota; Mucoromycetes; Mucorales; Lichtheimiaceae
Product: P-loop containing nucleoside triphosphate hydrolase protein
Exons: 5
Coding region: 1-1968 (655 amino acids)
Cellular component (GO): nucleolus
Molecular function (GO): nucleic acid binding; RNA helicase activity; ATP binding
Source: RefSeq, a predicted model, not a curated record
AUGACAACGGCUGCACCGAAUACUGCUGGUGCCUGGGGCACCCUUGAAACACCUUUAAGCACUGAAAUCCUAGAUACCCUUGCAACAAUGGGAUUUGACACCAUGACACCUGUACAAGCAGGUGCUAUACCGUUAUUUAUGAAAAACAAAGACGUCGUUGUUGAGGCUGUUACUGGCUCAGGCAAGACACUCGCCUUUGUCAUUCCUAUUAUAGAAAAACUGUUACGACGAGAAGACCCACUAAAGAAAAAUCAGAUUGGUGCAGUUGUAAUUACGCCAACUCGAUGGUUUUGCCAGUUUCCUAACCCGGGAAACGUAUUUGAUAGUGAACUAGCGCAACAGAUUCAUUCAGUGUUUGACUUGUUUACUCGCGACCAUCCACGAAAAGAUCAGCUCACUGUUGGCCUUUUUAUUGGCGGCACGACAUCACUCUCACAAGACGUCGAACGAUUCCACAAAUCCGAACCACGGAUACUAGUCGGCACACCGGGUCGACUCGAAGAACUCUUGAAAAGCGGCAAACUCGUCAAUACGAAAGAACUCGAAGUCCUCGUCAUGGAUGAAGCCGAUCGAUUAUUGGAUAUGGGUUUCUCACAACAGCUAAGCAGCAUUAUCGCACAAUUACCCAAACAGCGACGCACAGGUUUGUUUUCAGCAACAAUGACCGAUGCCAUCUCAGAACUCGUUCGAGCAGGUCUCCGUAAUCCAGUCCGUAUCGUCGUCAAAGUGCAAGAUCUCGUACACAACCAGCAACGUACACCAAGCACGCUCCAUAUCAAUUACAUCGUAUGCGACUCCGAUCAAAAACUCCUUCAGCUUGUGCGAUUACUAGAAAACGAGACAGGACAAGAUCAGGGUGCACGGAAAUUCAUUGUCUAUGUCGCCACAUGCGCCUGCGUCGAUUAUUUCUACAAGCUGCUUUCCAAGUUAUUAAAGGAGCGCAUGCAGGUUUUUUCGCUACACGGACAGAUGGAUACAAAGCGACGGACGGCGACAUACACGAGUUUCACACAACUGCCCCCGGCUGCACCUGCUGUGCUUUUGUGCACAGACGUGGCAUCCCGCGGUCUUGAUAUUCCUGACGUGGACUAUGUCGUUCAAGUAGAUCCACCGCAGGAUCCCAAGGCAUUUGCACAUCGUGCAGGUCGUGCAGCACGUGCUGGACGACAGGGCCGUGCCACUGUCUUUUUGUGUCGUGGACGAGAAGAAGUUUACGUUGAUUUUCUGAAACUUCGUAAAGUGCCCAUGGUCCGUGCGCAAUACCGCCUUGCAGACAACACGACAGUUGAUAAUAAGCACACCGAGGUGGAUCCAGAGAGUGGCGAAGAGAAAAUCGUUUCGGAACGUGUAGAUCAAGACGACAGCAAUGUGGACACGUUCAUUCAAUCGCUUCGAAAAAUUGUCAAGGUAGAUCGCGAUAUGCAUGAUCGAGGCAUGAAGGCGUUCGUGUCAUGGGUCCGCUCCUACUCCAAGCACGAAGCCAGCUAUAUUUUCCGUAUAAAAGAUCAGGAUCUCGGUCGCGUGGCGACAGGAUAUGGUCUAUUAAAAUUACCAAGAAUGCCCGAACUUCGAGAUGCAAAGGAUGUUACAUUCAAAGCGGAAGAGAUGGAUUGGGACAAGUACAAGUACCUUGACAAGAAUCGAGAAGCAAAGCGGCAGCGAGAAGCUGCAAAACCACAGAAGCAGCAACCCGCUAAACCGAAAAAAUCAAAUGAAGCUUGGUCAGCAAAACGCGAUGCAAAAGCACGAAAAGUGGAUCGACGGACCAAGAAGGAUCGCAAAAAGGAAUUCUUGAAAAAACGAACGCAUGAAGAAAAGGAACAAGCAGAGGAUGAUAACGACGACGGAGAAGAUGACUGGAAUGAGUUAGCAAGGGAAGAGCGGAUGGCUAAAAGGGUCAAACGCGGUCGGAUGGAUCAAAACAAAUUUGAUGAAAUGUUUGCCGGUGAUAUGGACCAAGACGAAUAG